Molecule: messenger RNA, 2051 nt
Organism: Oreochromis aureus
Lineage: Eukaryota; Metazoa; Chordata; Actinopteri; Cichliformes; Cichlidae
Product: transmembrane protein 266-like
Exons: 11
Coding region: 206-1852 (548 amino acids)
Cellular component (GO): plasma membrane
Molecular function (GO): voltage-gated channel activity
Source: RefSeq, a predicted model, not a curated record
UCACCGCCGAGAGAGACAUUUCUAUCAGCAAGGGGGCAGCGGGAGGCACAAUUACCCGUCAACAAUGUAAAUCUCACACAGGGUUCAGCAUGAAAGCAGCAUCUCUCAGGUGGGUAGCUGACCUGCAGCACUAAAACAGACAGAAGUGAGUGGAAACCUUUUGACAACCUCCACCACAUCUCUAUCUCCUCCAUCACCCAGGAUCAUGGCUAAUUCUGACGAAGUGGAGCAGGCAGGUCUGUCAGAUUUGGAGAUCAUCUCCCAGCCGGUGGAGGAUGAGAACCAGUGCUUGGCUCCUCCGGUCCAGCUGGUGAGUUUUGGCUACAGAGAUCUGCCCCUUGCAGCUCUGGACCUCUCCCUGGCUGGCUCACAGCUGCUCUCCAAUGCAGAUGAAGAUGAAAACAGGGAAGGGUCCAACUGGCUGAAGCCGUGCUGUGGGCGUCGAGUGGCCCUGUGGCAGGUCUGUCUGCUCAGUGCUGGCUUCAAUUGUAUCCUGGUGGCCUGCGUUAUCCUGGUGGUGCUUUUCCUGUCUUUGGAGCUGCUCAUAGACACCAAACUCUUACAAUUUUCCAAUGCGUUCCAAUUUGCCAGCAUUAUCCACUGGAUCAGCCUUAUCAUUCUGUCACUCUUCUUCUCAGAGACUGUCUUCAGAAUUGUUGUUCUUGGGAUCUGGGACUACAUAGAAAACAAAGUUGAGGUGUUUGAUGGUGCAGUUAUUGUGCUGUCCCUGGCCCCAAUGGUGGCAUCCACAGUGGCCAAUGGGCCCAGCAGCCCCUGGGACGCCAUCAGCCUCAUCAUCACACUACGCAUUUGGAGGGUCAAGAGGAUCAUUGAUGCGUAUGUGUUACAAGUCAAAGUUGAAAUGGAACUGGAGAUCCAGCAGUGUGAGAAGACCAAGGCUGUGAGAGAGGAGCAGCUGGAGCGUCUCACUCAGAUUUGUCAGGAGCAGGCUUUUGAGAUCAGGCAACUGAGGGCACAUCUGGCCCAGCAGGACCUGGACCUUGCAGCAGAGCGUGAAGCAGCCAUGCAGAUCCACCAUGUUUGGGACAAACAGGGCAGGAAUUUUCAGGUCGUAGAAGGUUUGACUCCUGGGGAGUCUGACGAUGAGGGCGGUCAGAGAAACCCCAGGGAGCCACGUGUCACUUCAGAUCCAGUUGUUCGUGACGACAUGAACAACUACAUCAGCCAAUAUUACAGUGAAGCAAGCAGUGAUGCUGGGGCUUGUGGCUUAGGUGCGCGGGUCAUCACGACAGCAGCCAUUGACGUUCACCUACCCACCAGUACAAACCUCAUCCAGUCAAAUCCUAUGCUUGCUAUGGAGCGGGUGGGCAGCGCUGUAAGUGAUGCCUCCACCAGCAUAUCACGGUCCAGUGGCAGCCUCACGGCCCGCCCCCACAGCCUGAGUAGCCAUACUCCGGGUUCAUCAAUGACAGACUGCAGCAGCAGCGCAGCUCAGGACUUCAGUCUGAGCUACAGCUCCCAUCGCUGCUGCCCCCCUUCCUUCUCAGGCCAGGACCCCUGCAAGGACCCCAGCAUGGUGGUGCAGGAGCUUCUCUCCUCCCUCUCUGAGGACUCCUGCCUUGCUCAAAAGGGCCUAGCAGUAGACCCUGUCAACCUCAAGCUUCCCAGUCCGACUGGCUCAGAAAAUGCCAGCCCUGAACUGGACAACAGAAUAAACAUUUUCAAUCGCAGGAACCAAGAGGAGAGACGGGGCCGGGGAAGGGGUUGUGUGCUGUUGCAGACCAAGCCACUGAUCCACCUGCAGGGCAGCAGCACUGAGCCGUCACUGGAGGAGAAGUACCGGCUACUGGGACCAGCUGACUCACCUCUAGGGCAUAUGUCUGAUACAUAAGCAAGCGUUAUUUACACAGAAACAGAAGCUUUUACUCUUUUUAUUUUUUACUGCCAUCUCAUUUGGCAUAUAUCUGAACUUUUGUGACAGAUCAAACCUCAUGAGAGGGACCACACAAGAUUUGAAAAUUUGAUUCAUCUGUUACAGAGUAAAUCGAGACUUAGCCAAUUCAGAGCAAGCUCAAGCCUUAGCUUCUAGC